AUGGCGCCCAGACCGAACUCCGACCAACUUCGCAUCGAGAUCUCGAUACCUCAUUCAAAACGCCGCCGAACGCGUGUAAUACCUUCCCUUGAAGCCUCUCCAGAUCGAAGAGGAGGGUUACCACCCGACGGGAAUAUAGCCUCGCCAGAGAAGGAAUCACCCGUCAUGCCUAUCUCCCAGACGCCGAAGAAGACAACAAUCAAAAGCAGUGCCGCCAAUGAGACACCCCAGAAGGCAGUAAAUUCUGUGCCUCACGACGAUACUCAAAUUCAUCGCUUACCCGUUUUCAUAUCUAACCUUGGCUGCAUGACACACGUGGAGGACACAAAGGUCUCCAUUUUUGGGAAGCUUCAUAAUAAGAUGUCCAAGAACGCAAAGUUCACCGAAACCCAAAUUAAGAGGGCAGAGGAGGCACUCAAGACAUCCAAUGAAUGGAAAAAAUGGCGGUCGGAUAUGGCCUCAAAGAGCUCGGGAAUAAUUUCUCGGAAUAUAUUUUUCCGCAUGCUUCGGAAAGCUCAAGAGGUCCUUCAAGCACAAUCCACGGCAAAGACACGACAGGCUCAGAACGUCUUCAUUAAUGUCGGAACAAAAGUUCCCAAGUCCGUGAUUAGUAAUGAGGAGUACGCGGAAGGCCUGAAGCUUUUCAAACCCGACCUAGCUAGUAUUGCCACCGAUAUCAACAAGAAAAAUGUGAGGUUUUGCGAUAUGAAGACAACCUGGGAACUCAAGAAAUCGGCCGAUCAGACAUAUGCACAAUCCGAAAUACAACUCUCUCUUUUGAGAUACAACCAAGUGUUCCGAGACGACCCAUUUCGUCACUUCAUAUACUCCAUCUACGUCGCCGGCAGGACAUUGCGUCUCUAUCAAUUGAACAGAGGGCAGGUGCUGUGUUACGAAAGUGGGCUUAAUAUCGAGCAGAAUACGUUGGGUUUUCUGCGCUUCGUCAACUGGCUCAUGCUGGCCAGUGACGACGCCCAGGGCUUAGCAAAGGAACCUUCUGCAAUCGGUAGAAGAGCCAUCAGCUUCACUCCUGCCGGAUGUAAGAUACCAUCGCCACUCGUGCGUGUGGGUGUCGACAUGAUCACGACACGCGGCACUACGGUAUGGCCUGUUAAAAUGCAGAAACCGAAGCCAAAAAAGAAAAAAUCAAGAAAGUCACAGGCUAAAAAGAAUACAGAGAGCUCACCUACAGAAGGUGACGAUCUUGCAGCGCUGAAAAUGGCCUGGGUCUACGAGGCGCGCACGAGUGAAGCUGAUAUCCUUAGUGAACUUAGCGAUAUCGAGGAACUACCAAAGCUUUUUGAGUGGAAAGACGGACCUUUAACAACCGAGUUUGACGUCCUACCGGAAGCAAAACGUUCAAGACAAUAUCUCAAAAUGGGACCGAACUAUCGAUAUAUAGAGGUGACAUAUAGUACAUCCUCCGUCAUGACAAACCAAACCCAGAAUAAAGAUGCUAAGAAGGGCUUGUUUAUGCCGGAAGUGAAGGGAACCGCUACCAAGUUAGCCGAUAAGUCUUCGUAUACGAGAAGGCAGCGAUGGUACCUAGAAGAGUACUGCGGCGUUUCUGUGGAUACCACACCGCAUGGACUUUCACAACAUCAAUAUCCCAAUCCUCGAGAUGUUACUGAACUUGAGCGUAUAAAGGCUCUACGUUCUGCUGUACGUGCCAUUCGGAAAAUGUUUUGCAGGGAUCGGCCCAUUAUUCACCGAGAUAUUUCUCCAGCGAAUGUUAUGGUGACGUCGCCAGAUAUACUGAACGGGGAGGGCGCCCCUCCACCCGGACGGCUGAUUGACCUCGACAUGGCUUGCGUAUAUGGAGACCCCCAUUCCGGAGCUCCCUGGCGCACUGGCACUUACCUCUACAUGGCAAUCAACAUUUUGAUGGCGAAACACCCUAGGCACAACCCAUGGCAUGACAUCGAGAGUGUCUACUGGGUUCUGCUCUUUGGGGAACUGAAUCGGACUCCUGAAGGCGCGAAGGAACUAAAGCGCAUUGCUUCAGCUGGGGCAAUUCAGCUCACAGAAGCCGAAAAAGGCGUAGGAUUAGCGUCCAGAAAAAACCUUAUCGUGAGUACUACCUGGGAUACAUGGGUGGGCGAUGAACGAUUAAGUCUCUUUGGAAAGACAUCAUUCCCAGUUAUCCGGCUCAUGCAUCGACUAAGGGUCGAACUGUUUGGAUUCGACGAACGAAAGGAGCCAGAUCGUCUAGCAACCUUUAAAGAUGUCGCUGCUGCCGCGGCGAGUGAACUUAUAGUCAUCUCGACGAAAUACAACGCGCCCAGGUUUGCGGUCCCUAACGAGAAAAUUUGGGAGAAAGCUGAGAAGGAAGUUGAAGAAGUAGAAACAGGCAUCGAAGGGCUUAGUUUGGAAGAAAAGCCCGACAAGACUAAUCAAGGCAAAAGCAAUGAUUCGACUGACAAAGGAGGUGUCGGGAUGUCGGAGAAAGACCUAGCCAUCGAGAGGCUUAAGCAGGCAGUUACCAAGAUCACAGAGCGCAUUGAUGGGUGGUUUGCUGAGUGUAUUGAGGAUCUGGAAAAGUUGAGCAGCAAGAGUAGUCCAUGA
Rhinocladiella mackenziei CBS 650.93 is the source of this 2565-nucleotide messenger RNA. RefSeq lists its product as uncharacterized. The record is from RefSeq and is a predicted model, not a curated record. Gene Ontology annotation, biological process: protein phosphorylation. The transcript has a single exon. Gene Ontology annotation, molecular function: protein kinase activity. NCBI's taxonomy places the organism in Eukaryota, Fungi, Ascomycota, Eurotiomycetes, Chaetothyriales, Herpotrichiellaceae. Bases 1 to 2565 code for a protein of 854 amino acids.